AAAUUUUAAUUUCCCCAUCUUCAACCUGAAAAAAGCAAAUAUCUUUACUCAAGGAAGCCUUUUACAACUUUAUUACAUCUUCUUUUAUGGUAAAGGAUUGUUUCAUAGGCAAUCACCUUAAUUAUAUUAUGUUAUUAACCAGAAAAAGGCGAAAAACAAGCCAAUACCUUUCGUAUGUUGAUAACCCAUCUUUACAAUACUCAAACUAUUAAUGAUAAUAAACAUUAAUUGAUACACGUGAAAUACUAUAAAGAAUGUGAAUAUAAUGUGUAUUUGUGCAUAAUCAACCUAAUCGGCAUCAAUAUCACCGGCUUCGAGAAAAGUUAUAUCUCAUAAUUACCUUUUCCUUCAUUUUCCCACAUAUCAAACCCACCUACAAGUUUCAUUUCAUAUGGUAAACAAUACUAUUUUUCCUUGGAUUUUCGGGGUUGCCAAAGAAACACAAAAAUAGCCGCUUAGAAGGGACUGUCAAAGCAGACUGUGCACCCACUAACGUGAGUGAACCAUUAGAACUGCCUCACCACGCAUUAUCCACGUGUUAUAAACACAAAGAAGCAAGCUACUCAAACGUGUGCCUACUUGUGAGGGAAGAACGUGCCCCAUACAUAUAUUUACAAUACCAAACCAACAAAGUAAAUUUAUUCAUUUCGAUUUUGGGUGUAGGUAUUGGUUCAAUCUAUACUUUCGUAAGUUCAUUCGUUUUCAUGUAAAUGAUUUUGAAUUUAAAUCAUAUUACUAAGUUUUUAUUGAUAUUAAACUCAAAUGCAUGAUAUGAGAUGAGACGCAUUUACAAUCGUUAAUUUCAAAUACAGAAUCCAUGUAUGGCAUCUUUCUGAUUAGAACUAAAAGACUCAUGUAUCAUAUUUCUAUUGUCAAAAGAAAGAUAUUGGCAUGGUACCUAAGCUUGACUAAAAGAGAAAGGAAGCGCAUGGCAAAAGGGCACCAAAAGGCAAAAGGUUCAAAAGCAAAGCAAAGCCUUACGUUUGCAGUGGGAAACUGAGCACGUGCGGAAUCGCUACGUGGUUACACGCCGCAGGCUCCUGUUUACUAAAGAAAGAGAGUAAAAAAAUACAGUGAAAUUUUAUAGCUUAUAAAUUCUGAAGGACUCACAGGGUGCAACCAUCAACCUAGCUAGCUAGCUAAGCUACUUGCCAUCUUCUCUGGGGUUUGUGAAUAAUAGCUUGGCUCUGCUGAGAAACAGAAGCAAGAAAACGACAAUUCGAAAAGUUUGCUUCAAGUAUCUGUCUAUUUGGGUUUUUGGUCUUUGGGUUAUUGACAAAAAAAAAAAAAAAAGAUGGGGCAGAUUAUUAACAUUUUGCAUGGAUUAAAGCCUGCAAUGUUGAUGGUGGUGGUUCAGGUACUGUACGCCGGGGUUAAUGUGUUGUGCAAAUUGGCAGCAAACGAUGGAAUGAGCUUGAGGAUUUUGGUCGCUUAUAGAUUCAUAUUUGCCACGGCUGUUAUGGUCCCUCUUGCUCUCGUUGUUGAAAGGAAGAGGCCAAAACUAACUUGGACUGUACUGGUUCAAGCAUUCUUUUGUGGGUUACUUGGGGGUUCACUAUGUCAAAAUUUAUACAUGGAAAGCCUGGCCUUAACAUCUGCAACAUUUGUUUCUGCCAUGAGUAAUCUUAUUCCAGCCAUAACUUUCAUCAUGGCCAUCACUAUUGGAUUGGAAAAGCUAGCUCUUGGAACAAUGGCAGGGAGGGCAAAGGCGUUGGGAACAUUAAUUGGAUUAGGUGGGGCAAUGCAGCUCACGUUUUACAAAGGAAUCCAAAUUAAUAUGGGAUCAACCCGUCUUGACCUUCUACAUCAUGGACGCCACGGGGCUAUUUCAUCACAUGCAGCCUCUGCCCAUCAUCUAUUGGGUGCUUUGCUGGCUCUGGGCAGCUGCAUCUCUUACGCUCUUUGGUUGAACAUUCAGGCUAAGAUGAGUGAGAAAUACCCAUGUUAUUACUCAAGCACAGCAUUGAUAUGCAUAAUGGGAGCCAUACAAGCAGUUGUUUUUGCACUUUGCAUGGAAAAAGAUAAGAGUCAGUGGAAAUUAGGCUGGAAAAUUAGGCUUCUCACUGUUGCCUACGCGGGAAUUUUAGUAUCGGGGCUAAUGUUUAGCUUGGUCUCUUGGUGUGUGCGCAUGAGAGGUCCACUUUAUGCAUCUGCUUUCAACCCUUUAAUGCUCGUCUUAGUUGCCCUUGCAGGCUCAUUGUUUCUCGAGGAAAAGCUCUAUCUUGGAAGCAUAAUCGGAGCAGUGCUAAUUGUGAUUGGGCUGUAUGUUGCUCUGUGGGGCAAAGGCAAGGAGAUGAAGAAGAUGAAUCAAUUAGUGCCAUCAAUAAAUUCUCCAGAAGAUGGACCUAUCGAGAUUACUGUUACUUCUUUAGGUGACAGAACUUCCAUCAAUAACAACGAUAAUAAUAGUAUUGUAGUCAUGAGUAAAGAUUCAACAAAGAAAUAUAUAGGAUAGGAAAAGAACAAAAAUAAUAGAAAAUCAAAAAAUGAAGAACAUGAUCAGAACAUAUAUAGAAAGAUUGGUAGAGAAAGAAGAAAAUGCUUUAGAGUAAAGUUUUCUUAUUUUCCCUUUUCUCUAUUGUUUGUAAUAAUAAGCUCCAUUACUUUAAAUCAAUGUUAAAUUUUAGUGCUAAAUCAUGUACUUCUCAAUGAAAGCAAGCACUGAGAA
Molecule: messenger RNA, 2668 nt
Organism: Durio zibethinus
Lineage: Eukaryota; Viridiplantae; Streptophyta; Magnoliopsida; Malvales; Malvaceae
Source: RefSeq, a predicted model, not a curated record